Messenger RNA from Scylla paramamosain (green mud crab), 3918 nucleotides. RefSeq lists its product as uncharacterized. The transcript is spliced from 7 exons. Gene Ontology annotation, biological process: DNA integration. Lineage: Eukaryota; Metazoa; Arthropoda; Malacostraca; Decapoda; Portunidae. Bases 1 to 3918 code for a protein of 1305 amino acids. Gene Ontology annotation, molecular function: nucleic acid binding. The record is from RefSeq and is a predicted model, not a curated record.
AUGAGGGACAAUGGUUCUACCGGCUGUGUAGUGAAAGAAGCCCUGGUUACCCCUGCUCAGUUCACAGGAGAACACGUGAGAGUCGUCAUGAUUAACGGCUCUAUGGCUACUUACCCGAUAGCUGUAGUCGACGUCGAGACGCCAUUCCUCACUGGCAGAAUCCAGGCCGCUGUGAUGAAACAGCCUAUCUAUGAAUUGAUAAUCGGUAACGUUGAAGGUGUGAGGGACGUUCGGAACACGGACGCCGCGACCCAAACCGAAGAUCAAGUAGGUGCCGCCCUGACGCGAGCCCAGGCACGAGAGACACGGCCCGUGGUCCCUCUCAAGCUCACAUCACCUGACGAGCUGCUCAAUAGCGCUAACGUCACUGCCGCACAAAAGACCGAUCCCUCCCUUGCAAACAUUCGGAAGCAAGCCGCUGAGGGGGUAUCGAGGGUAAAUAAAUACGGAACGACUCGCUUCUGCCAACACAGAGGAAAGUUGUAUAGAGAAGUCAUCUCCGACCUCGGUGAGACUCGGUCGCAAUUCGUGGUGCCUGCACAGUACCGCCACGCGGUGAUGGAGAUGGGACACAGCGCGGCCUUGGGUGGUCACAUGGGGCGACAGAAAACACAAGACCGCAUUAGUCACACAUUUUUUUGGCCUGGCGUGAUGGCCGAUAUCGCGAGAUUCGUGAGAUCCUGUGACGUGUGUCAAAAAACUGUAGACAAGGGCCGUGUGAAACCUGCGCCGCUAAGACCCAUGCCCCUUAUAUCCGAACCAUUUGAGAGGGUAGCCGUAGAUAUUGUUGGGCCGAUCACGCCACGCGCGACUGACGGAUCAAAAUAUCUACUCACGUGUGUGGACUUCAGCACCCGUUGGCCUGAAGCAGUACCUCUGAAAAAUAUAGAGGCCACCACAGUGGCUGAAGCGCUGGUAGGGAUAUUCUGCCGUGUGGGCAUUCCCAAGGAGGUGCUGAGUGACCGAGGCACUCAGUUUACGUCUGCCAUGAUGGACGAGACGUUUAGGAUUCUUUCUGUGAAGGGCCUUAACACGACACCCUGGCAUCCCAUGGGUAACGGUCUGUGUGAGAGGUUCAACGGCACACUGAAAAAAAUGCUCAAGCGGCUGGCCGCCGAGCAACCCAAGGAAUGGCCGAGAUUUGUGGCUCCUCUCCUGUUCGCAUACAGGGAAGCACCGCAGAGUACUCUGAAGUUCUCGCCUUUCGAGCUACUCUAUGGAAGAGCAGUGCGCGGUCCACUCCAAGUGCUGAGAGAGCUAUGGGACGAGGACGUGCCAAGUCCGGAGGUGCGUACGACAUACGAGUAUGUUAUAAACCUGGCUGGCAGACUUAGGGAAACCUGUCGUAUGGCCAAGGAAGAACUCCUGAAGGCCCAGGAGGUACAAAAGGCCCAUUAUGAUCGCAAUGCGCGACUACGCACACUGCAGCCUGGCCAGGAGUGCUUAGUACUCCUACCCACUGCUCAUAAUAAGUUGCUGGCGCAGUGGAAGGGGCCUUAUGAGGUCCUAGAGCGCGUCUCCGACUUAAAUUAUAUAGUAUUGAUUGAUGGGAAACGGAAACGUCUUCACAUUAACAUGCUUAAGGAGUAUCAUGCGCCUACCAUCUCUGGUAGCGCUGGCGCUCAGGAACCAGCAUAUGCUGAGGAUAGGGCCACAUGUUUGAAAGCCGUGCGUGAUAUUUUUUCCCUCUCAACAGCUGCGAAGGAGGAAGGUGAGAUCAAAUGUAGUGCAGCUGUGAUUCACGAUGCAGAGGACGUAGGAGAUGGUCCUCUCACUGUACAAAAGCGUCAGACGGAGACCGUAGAUGACGUCACAUUAUCUGAAAGGCUAACACCUGAGGAAGUAUCGAUAAUAAAGGAUCUUCUAGGUGAAUACGCGGAGGUCUUUUCUGACAAGCCUCGCGUGGCCCGGGUGUCGCCACACAAGAUCACCCUAACGAACCGAAAGCCAGUGAAGGUGAAACCCUAUCAGGUCCCUCUGCAGCUUAGGGACGCUGUGGCUGAGGAAAUACAAGAAAUGGAGGACUUAGGCAUUAUCGAGAGAUCCGAUUCUCCGUACUGUAGUCCUAUGGUCGUCGUACGCAAGAAAGGCGGUAGUGUUAGGAUCUGCGGUGACUUCCGAAGGAUUAACGCAGUAACACAAAUAGACGCAGAGCCCAUGUUCGACCAACAGGAGAUAUUUAGCCGGCUGUCACACUCGAGGGUGUUUAGUAAACUGGACCUCACGAAAGGAUUCUUUCAGAUUCCGCUUGACCCCGAGUCAAGGAAAAUAACGGCUUUUGCCACCCCCAGCGGCCUCUAUCAAUAUCGGGUCCUUCCUUUCGGCCUUGCCAAUUCUCCCGCGGUCUUCAACCGCCGAAUAAGACAGGUACUAGGUGACCUGAAUGGGGUCGAGGUUUUCGUAGAUGACGUACUGAUUCAUUCUACGGAUUUGGAGGACCACGUAAGACUGUUACGUAUGGUCCUUGAUAAACUCAGAGACGCCAACAUGACGGUUAAGCCGAGCAAGUGUGAGUUGGCCAAGGCAGAUGUCGAAUUCCUAGGCCACAAGGUGAGUCAAGGACAGUGCCUCUGCUUGGAGGACAAGGUUCAGAAAAUAAAGGAAGCUCCUGUUCCCCACACCAAAAGACAGGUCCGAUCGUUCCUAGGGUUAGCCGGGUAUUACCGCAGGUUUGUCCCCAACUUUGCCGCGGUGGCGCUGCCGCUCUAUGAGCUUGUUAAGAAAAGAGCACCAAAUAAGGUUGAGUGGGGUCCCCACGAGGACAGAUCAUUCAAGGCACUGAAGUCCUUGCUGUGCAAGGACCCUAUCCUCCAGUUGCCUGACCCUACAAAGCCCUUUGUGCUUAGGACCGAUGCUUCCUGUGAAGGUUUGGGUGCUGUGUUACUGCAGGAGAAGGACGGCGACAUCUUCCCCGUGGCCUAUCACAGCAGGAAGCUCAAACCGGCAGAGAAGAACUACAGCACGGUAGAACGUGAACUACUCGCCGUAGUAGAUGGGAUAAAGAAAUUCUACUUCUACUUAUACGGGGAUGAGUUUGUAUUGCAGACAGACCACAUGCCCCUGGAGUCACUGCGUACCUCUAAGAAUGCAAACUCCCGAAUAAUGAGAUGGGCUCUGUAUUUGCAACAAUUUCAGAUGCGAGUUCAGUACAUCCGUGGCCGAGACAAUGUCGGGGCCGACCACCAGGUGUCCCUACUUUGUGGGGUACCUGCACAUAAUCACCCCAGUUUCGCCCCUAGCAGCAGCAUCCUUAGGGAGGACGCCUUGGGUGCCUGGAGAGGAAGAAGGGGCUCUGAGGGCAAUCCUGACCUGAGGCCGUUCAGAACACGCUCGUGUCUCCCAGAGAGGGGUGACACCACGCUGCGUCUUCCCCAAGAUGAAUCCGAAGACACCGCUCCGUGUUCGUGUAGCGUCUGCGAGAGAACCAUCCGCCAUGCGGGCAGGUGGGCGGAGCCUGUAUCAAUGCGCGCGGGCCGAGGUGAGCGGGGCACGACCUUGCUCGGCCUCACUCCCAGCCAGGUCACCCAGCGCCCAGGACGUGCCCUCCUCGACUCCUCCCGAACCAGCCUGCAGAAAGGACAGCGUGGUGCAGCGGCUGUGCUCUCACAACGCAAAAGGACCGCGCAUUGGCCUCACUUCCGAAGGAAUAGGCAUCGGGAAGCACUGGAGAAGCUUGGAGAGGCCUGCUGCGCCAUCUACGCCACCGCCACCACCACCGCCACCUGCCACCCGACACCACAGUCACGUCCAGUCUUUAAAAACUCCGCAUACAGACACGGCUCCCACCAUCGUGCGGUUCAUCAUGUGUUCCAGCGCCAUCAUCCAGUCAGGACCUUUGGCGUGAGACCACUUCAAGACGAGGGAAUCAAGUGCACGGCUACGAGGUCAGACAAGAGGCAGCAGCAGCAGCAGCAGUAG